GGGUGAGAACAAUUUUUUUAAACUUUUUAAAUAACAGUGGGAUGGUAGAUCCACCCCUAUUCUGCCACUCACCACAAACAGAUAAGAUACCACCCUCGAGAGAGGAGCUCUUGCUCACUGGGCUGCAGACACAGAGGGCAGAUUCUGAGAAGAAUUAACAACACUGAAAUCUCCAGAACAAAGGCUCUAAUUAAGGUGUCUCUCUGACCUGGUCCUCCUGCUUUGAUGGAUUAUACGCUGGAGCCCAAUGUGACGACGGUAACCGACUACUACUAUCCUGAUACCAUGUCAAGCCCCUGUGAUGGGGAACUUAUCCAAAGAGACAGCAAGUUGCUUCUUGCUGUCUUUUACUGUGUCUUGUUUGUAUUUGGUCUUCUGGGAAACAUCCUGGUCAUCCUUGUCCUUGUAGCCUGCAAGAAGCUGAGGAGCAUCACCGACGUAUACCUCUUGAACCUGGUCCUUUCUGACUUGCUUUUUGUCUUCUCCUUCCCCUUCCAGACCCACUAUCAGCUGGACCAGUGGGUGUUUGGAACUGUAAUGUGCAAGGUGGUCUCUGGUUUUUAUUACAUUGGCUUCUUCAGCAGCAUGUUUUUUAUAACCCUCAUGAGUGUGGACAGGUACCUGGCAAUUGUCCAUGCGGUCUAUGCCAUGAAAGUGAGGACAGCCAGGAUGGGCACAGCCCUGAGUCUGGCUGUGUGGCUGAUUGCUAUUAUGGCCACCAGCCCAUUACUAGUGGUGUAUCAAGUGGCCUCUGAAGAUGGCAUUCUACAGUGUUAUUCAUCUUACAAUCAACAGACUCUGAAGUGGAAGAUCUUCAUCCACUUUGAAAUGAAUAUCUUAGGUCUGUUGAUCCCAUUCACCAUCCUUAUGUUCUGCUACAUUAGCAUUCUGCACCAGCUGAAGAGCUGCCAAAAUCACAACAAGACCAAGGCCAUCAAAUUGGUGCUCAUUGUGGUGAUCGCAUCUUUACUCUUCUGGGUCCCUUUCAAUGUGGUCCUCUUCCUCACUUCUCUGCUCAACAUGAACAUCUUGGAUGGAUGUGUCCUGAGCCAGCGACUGAUUUAUGCCACUCAUGUCACAGAAACCAUUUCCUUCACUCACUGCUGUGUGAACCCUGUGAUCUAUGCUUUCAUGGGUGAGAAAUUCAAGAAAAACCUCUCAGAAAUAUUCCAGAAGAUUUCCAAUUAUGGCCUCCUCUUUGUAGGAAGACUACCUAGGGAGGGCUGGGAAAGACCUCCCUCCUCCUGUCAGCACCCCUCCCGCUCCUCCAGCACAGACUACAUUUUGUGACGGGGGCGGGGGGGGGUUUCUUUUAGGAGACAAAAAUGAUUUACACUGGAGUCUGAGGCUACUUGAAGGAAUACUCUUAGAAAUGUUGUUACAGA
Messenger RNA from Mustela erminea (ermine), 1385 nucleotides. It is a transcript of the gene CCR8, whose product is annotated as C-C motif chemokine receptor 8. The record is from RefSeq and is a predicted model, not a curated record. Gene Ontology annotation, molecular function: C-C chemokine receptor activity. NCBI's taxonomy places the organism in Eukaryota, Metazoa, Chordata, Mammalia, Carnivora, Mustelidae. Gene Ontology annotation, biological process: chemotaxis; immune response; G protein-coupled receptor signaling pathway. Gene Ontology annotation, cellular component: membrane.